GAGGUGAGGAGGAAGCACAUUCGUCUGCACAUGGAAGGCACGCUGACAGCCCGGGACAAGGUCGGGGUGCAGGACUUUGUGCUGUUGGAUGCCUACACCAGCGAAUCUGCCUUUGUGGACAAUCUUCGCAAGCGUUUCAGCAAGAACCUCAUAUAUACAUAUAUUGGGACUCUCCUUGUGUCCGUGAAUCCGUACCAGGAGCUUGGAAUCUACACUCUGAACCAGAUGGAACUUUAUCAAGGAGUCAACUUCUUUGAACUCCCACCACAUAUCUAUGCCAUAGCUGACAACGCUUACCGCGUGAUGUGCUCGGAGCUAAAUAACCACUUCAUCCUCAUCUCCGGGGAAAGUGGGGCAGGGAAAACGGAGGCCUCCAAGAAGAUUCUCCAGUAUUUUGCCGUGACCUGCCCAAUGACCGAGUCGCUACAGAUAGCCCGCGACAGACUGCUGCUCUCCAACCCAGUGCUGGAGGCAUUUGGGAAUGCCAAAACGCUCCGGAAUGACAACUCCAGCAGAUUUGGAAAAUACAUGGACAUACAGUUUGACUUUAAGGGCAUUCCUGUAGGUGGGCAUAUCAUCAGUUACUUGAUAGAAAAGUCUCGAGUUGUCUAUCAAAACCAGGGCGAGCGUAACUUCCACAUCUUCUACCAGCUGCUGGAGGGGGGUGAAGAGGAGCUCCUCGCUUACCUGGGACUUGAGCGGGACCCCCAGCUGUAUAAAUACCUCUCACAGGGUCAAUGCGUCAAAGAGUCGUCCAUCAAUGACAAGAAUGACUGGAAAACAGUUUCCAACGCCUUUUCUGUCAUUGAUUUUACCGAAGAGGACCUUGAGAAUCUCUUUGGAAUUAUUGCCAGUGUCCUCCACCUGGGGAAUAUCUAUUUUAAAGAAGACGACCAAGGCUGUGCCACCAUACCAGACACCCAUGAGAUCAAAUGGAUUGCAAAGCUCCUGGGGGUCCACCCAUCGGUCCUUCUGGAUGCUCUCACCCACAGAAAGAUUGAAGCUAAAACUGAGGAGGUGAUUUGCCCACUGAUGCUAGACCUCUCCAUCUACGCCCGAGAUGCCAUGGCGAAGGCCGUGUAUGAACGAACAUUUACUUGGCUGGUCAACAAGAUCAAUUCCUCUUUAGUUAACAAGGAUUUCACCAGAAAAACAGUGAUUGGGUUGCUGGAUAUCUAUGGAUUUGAAGUCUUCGAUAAGAAUGGAUUUGAACAGUUCUGUAUAAAUUACUGCAAUGAAAAACUUCAGCAACUGUUAAUAGAGAGGACCCUAAAGGCGGAACAGGCAGAAUAUGAAGUGGAAGGUAUAGAGUGGGAGCCAAUUCAAUAUUUCAACAACAAGAUCAUUUGUGACUUGGUAGAAGAACGACACAAAGGCAUCAUUUCCAUUCUGGAUGAAGAAUGUAUUCGGCCUGGUCCUGCUACAGACUUGAGUUUCCUGGAGAAAUUAGAAGAGAAAGUGGGAAAGCACGCACACUUUCAAACCCGUAAGCUGGCGGGUCCAAAGGGCCGCCAGAGGAUUGGCUGGAUGGAGUUCCGCCUCCUCCACUAUGCGGGAGAGGUCACAUACUGCACCAAGGGAUUCUUGGAGAAAAACAAUGACCUACUUUAUAGGCACUUGAAGGAAGUGCUGUGUCAGUCCAAAAACAGCAUUCUAAGGGAAUGUUUCCUCGCAGCCGAGUUAAAAAACCGGAGGAGACCGCCAACGGUGGGGACUCAGUUUAAGAACAGUCUAAGCAGCCUUCUAGAAAUCCUCAUCUCUAAGGAGCCCUGGUACAUCCGCUGCAUCAAGCCCAAUGAUGGGAAAGAACCCAGCAAGUUUGAUGACCUCGUCAUCAGGCAUCAGAUCAAGUACCUGGGGCUGAUGGAGCACCUGCGGGUGAGGCGGGCCGGCUUUGCUUACCGGCGGCAGUACGAGGGUUUCUUGCAAAGAUACAAGUCCCUGUGCCCGGACACCUGGCCGCACUGGCACGGGCCUCCAGCAGAGGGCGUAGAACGGCUGAUCAAGUACAUUGGCUACACACCCGAAGAGUACAAAUUAGGAAAAACCAAAAUAUUUAUUCGUUUCCCCAGGACUCUGUUUGCUACUGAAGAUGCCUUUGAAUUUAGCAAACAUCAAUUAGUUGCGAGAAUCCAAGCCACAUACAAAGGGUGCUUGGAAAGAAGAGCAUACCUGAAAAAGAGACAAGCAGCCAUCAAACUGCAAGCCCACUGGCGUGGAGCCUUGGCUCAGAAGGAGGCCAAAAGGAGAAAGUGGGCCGUGCAGAUGAUAAGAAAGUUCAUUAAGGGAUUCAUCAAUCGCAACAAACCCCUCUCUCCUGAUAAUGAGGACUUCAUAGUGUUUGUGCGGAAGAAUUUCAUCUUGAAUCUUCGGUAUCAUAUUCCAAAGAACGUCUUGGACAAGAGCUGGCUGAGGCCCCCUGGCAUCCCAGAAAAUGCAUCAAAUCUGCUCAGGAAAAUGUGCACAAGGAACCUGGUCCGGAAGUACUGCUGCGGGCUCCCAGCUGAAAGAAUAGCCCAGAUGCAGCAAAAGGUGGUUACAAGCGACAUAUUCAGGGGAAAGAAAGAUGGCUAUGCAGAAAGCUUAAAUCAACCCUUUGCCAACAGCCGGCUAGACGAAGAAGACAUUAAUCCCAAAGUACUUCAACUAAUCAGCAAUGAGAAAAUUCAGUAUGGUGUCCCGGUCAUUAAAUAUGACAGGAAAGGCUUCAAGGCACGGCAGCGGCAACUGAUUCUUACUCAGAAAGCAGCUUACGUGGUGGAACUUGCUAAAAUCAAGCAGAAAAUAGAGUACUCGGCACUCAAAGGUGUCUCUACCAGCAAUCUGAGUGAUGGGAUCUUCGUCAUUCAUAUUUCACCAGGGGACUACAGGCAAAAGGGAGAUGCCAUCUUACAGUCUGAACACAUAUUUGAAGUGGUUACUAAACUUGCCAUGUUGAUUAAAAGGGAGAACGUUGUAAAUGUUGUCCAAGGAAGUUUACAGUUUUAUAUUAGUCCUGCAAAAGAAGGUACAAUAGUUUUCAACACUGGACCAGAAGAACAAAUCUAUAAAGAUAAAAACGGACAGUUAAUAGUGGUGAGUGACUAUUUUGGGGGAGGGAGGCAAUUCAUUGGUUUGAGGUGAGAAUAUGGAUUAAAAUUCUACCAAUUUCAGUUUUAGAGAUUGACUGGAAUCAUAAGCUAGUUCAUUUUUCCCUCUAGUCCUGAAUCUACAUCUGAAAAACAGGAAGGAAUGGGUACCAGAGAUUUAAAUUUUGAAUGAAAGGGGAAGUAGCUUUACCUACCAUCCUUAUUUGGCAAUGAACCAGACAUUAAACCCACCUCAGUUUGACUGUCAAAGCCCCACCAGUGUAAAAUACCAGGCGAUUUUCCAACUUACAUAUGCAGUCUUAAAACUGAACAUCUCCCUUGGAGUCAGAGAGCCUGUCUUCCUGCCUGACUGGCUCAGGCUGAGACACAAACAGGCCUCAGUGAGCCCAUUUCUAAAUCUCACUUAUCUUGUGGGAGGUGGGGCAGGAGAUGGUAUGGGUGCUGGUGUUGGCCUCUCGUGGCUUGUCCACACCCACCCUGACAAUGCUGACAGUUGGGGUACUAGUAACUGCCUCCUUCCUUCUGAGUGAGGUACUAGCCCUGAACCUAAGUGUGGACUCUCCCCAGGUGUCGGUCCAGAUGAAAUCCUGAUAAAGGAGGGUGUCUAACCUCUCCUAUCAUCAUUUUUGCUCCAAUGGAGGCAAGUAUCCAGGAAGCUGGAUUUUGAUCCAUUUAGCCACACUUUCAAGGAAAGGUUCCAGCAGCUCUAGAACAAGGAUCACAUCUGAAGAAACAGACAGUGCCAUCUUGCACCUCUCAGCCAGGAAUGGGCCCGAGCCUAACCCUGGCUUCUCUGCUGCCCUGUGGCACUGUAUUAAAAUGCCACCUCCAGGAAGCCGACCUGAGUUUUACACCUCACCGAGAGAAUCACACGCAAUGGGGACUUCAACAUGUCAUUACACUGUGGGGAACAGAGUCUCUACCUUUGUCCUGAGGCAUAAGGAAAUAUUACGCAUGGCCUGCGAGGAAGUAAAUGAAAUUUCAUAAAGCUGCAAACUACAUUUUGCUUUACACAAAUGAAGCUUAGAAAUGUCAAGGCAUUAGCUAAGUUUCUGAGGGAUUCUUUAGUCCCAGAUGGUGAGUCCCAGCCCCCUUAUUAAAUCAGAGGUACCUGACACCAGCUGAGUCUGUCUGCUCUUUCACAAGCCGGGCAGCAUUUCCAUGACUGCCUUUUAGGCAUUGUUUAAGUUCAAACACUACAGAUAACUGACUCCUCUUUUCCACCCUCAGCAACUUGGAGGUGGUAAAGUAGACAGUAGGCGCUCUACCUUGCUCUCUGUGUUGUAAACUGCACACUUCAGUGGCUGAAUUGUGCUGGGCAUUUCUGAAAAGAUGCGGAAGACAAGUUUAAACAGAAGCAU
Messenger RNA from Loxodonta africana (African savanna elephant), 4450 nucleotides. It is a transcript of the gene MYO1H, whose product is annotated as myosin IH. NCBI's taxonomy places the organism in Eukaryota, Metazoa, Chordata, Mammalia, Proboscidea, Elephantidae. Gene Ontology annotation, biological process: vesicle transport along actin filament; actin filament organization. Gene Ontology annotation, molecular function: ATP binding; microfilament motor activity; actin filament binding. Gene Ontology annotation, cellular component: myosin complex; actin cytoskeleton; microvillus. The transcript is spliced from 30 exons. Bases 31 to 3123 code for a protein of 1030 amino acids. The record is from RefSeq and is a predicted model, not a curated record.